AUGGAUUGUGAUGCCUUUCGGUUUGAAGAACGCUGGUGCAACGUAUCAAAGAACUAUAACAAGAUGUUUGAAGGGCUAGAUUGUUUAGAAGUAUACAUUGACGAUGUGGUCAUUAAAUCAUCCACCAAUGCGGCACACCUUGCCGAUUUGCGUAAAGGCUUUGAGCGUUUCCGGACCAAUGGUUUGAAGAUGAACCCAUUGAAAUGCACUUUCAGAGUAUCGACAAGAAAUUUCUUGGGCUUUUUGGUUCACCAGCGGGAGGUAGAGGUAGAUAAGAAUAAAGCGAAAGUGAUAGUUAAUGCUGAACCACCACAGACCAAGAAACAACUACAACGAUUGAUCGGACAAAUAAAGUUUUUGAGGCGAUUCAUAUCAAAUACAGUCGGCCGAUUACGUAGUAGGAGCGUUUUGUUGAAAGGAAACGAGACCGACCAUUUUGUAUGGACCACUGAGCAACAACUAAUGUUUGACGAGCUUAAAAAGUACUUGGUUGUAUACUCGCUUAAGAGGACCAAGGUGUUGAAAGAGCGGUCUACUACUUCAAAAGCUGUUAAAGGACAAGUUCUUGCCGAUUUCCUUGCAGAUGACCCAGGAAUCGGCUGUAUGGAACUAAAUCCUUGCAGGUUAUGGUUUGAUGGUUCUAGAACAGACAGAGGAGCUGGAGCAGGAAUUGUCAUCGUCUCAUCCUCGGGGGCACGGUUCACAAUGUCUUGUUCUUUGAAUUUCAAGUGCACCAACAAUCAAGCCGAGUAUGAAGCUCUCAUUUUAGGGUUAGAAAUCUUAAUGGAACUGGGGGCAACAGCGAUCCAAGUAUGGGGAGAUUCGAUGUUGGUGAUAAAACAAGUAGCUGGAGAGUAUAAGUGCGAGUCAGAGCUUCUGAUCCGAUAUUGCAACAAAGCCAAACAUCUCAUCGGUGGUUUUUCAGACACAUGGUUGGAAUACACAAAGAGAAGUGACAAUAUAGAAGCAAAUGACCUUGCGCAGCACGGUAGUGGUUAUAAACCCUGCUAUGAGUACGAGGCGAUCCAUCGAGAUACACCAAACCUUGUGACUAGAGGCGAGGUAAUUUUCGAAGCAGUUCAUUCCGUGUACCAAUUGGAUUUUUCUACAGAUUGGAGGAAAGAAUUAAUCAAAUGGUUUGAUUCACCUAAUAUGACCAACAGAAGGUUGCGAACCUUGGCCCUCAAUUAUGUAGUUCUGGCCGAUGAGUUAUACAAAAGAGGGAGUGAUGGUUUACUUUUUAGAUGCAUCGGCCCAAGAGAAGCUAUGUUAGUUAUGGCCGAGGUACAUGAAGGGAUCGCAGGAGCACAUCAAGAUGGUCCACGGAUGAGGUGA
Mercurialis annua (annual mercury) is the source of this 1335-nucleotide messenger RNA. RefSeq lists its product as uncharacterized. Gene Ontology annotation, molecular function: RNA-DNA hybrid ribonuclease activity; nucleic acid binding. The transcript is spliced from 3 exons. Bases 1 to 1335 code for a protein of 444 amino acids. Lineage: Eukaryota; Viridiplantae; Streptophyta; Magnoliopsida; Malpighiales; Euphorbiaceae. The record is from RefSeq and is a predicted model, not a curated record.